UUGAGUUCUUUACUAAUAAAUUAAAAGUGUGUACAAUGAAGCAGGAUGGCUCAUGCUGAAAAUCAUAGAUAUAUUGUGCAGGUCUUUGUGGGAGCGCUCUCUGCACAAUAUGAAGCUUUGUCAGUCGAAGCCUCAAAGCAAACAAGUUCUGAAGAGAUAGUUUGUUGCAUUGCUGACAAACUUAACUUGAACAAUGGAUCCGGGGGACCUUAUGAAUUGGCAGAGGUUGUGGGCGAUAUGGUCAGCGGAGAGUGUAAAGAGAGGCGACUCGGACCCAACGAGUCGCCCGUCGCAGUUAUGAUGCUGUGGCCCAACAACAACUCGGGACAAUACUACAGGUUCUACCUUCGGGAGAAGAUUCCCGACGAGCCAUGGAUGGAAAACUUCUCCGUGGAUCCGCAGCUCAUAAAGGACUACUUCCAGAGGUUUCUGUACCAACCUAAGGAUAGAGAAUACCCGGACUUGUGCCAAUUGCCCGAACUGAACGAACAGACGCUACUGGACAACCUGAGAGCCCGAUUCGCCGCCGGGUAUAUCUACACAUAUGUCGGAUCCAUCUUAAUAGCCCUCAAUCCCUUCAAGUUCUAUCCGAUAUAUAACCCGAAGUAUGUAAAGUUGUAUCAAAACAAGCGGAUAGGGUCGAGCCUCCCGCCUCACAUAUUCGCAGUAGCCGACGCGGCAUACCACUGUAUGCUACGAGAACGAACGAAUCAAUGUAUAGUGAUAAGUGGUGAAAGUGGUUCAGGGAAAACAGAGAGUACAAAUUUUCUUCUCCAUCAUCUCACUGCGCUAAGUCAGAAAGGAUCUCAUGGAAGUGGCGUGGAGCAGACUAUAUUAAGCGCCGGUCCAGUGCUAGAGGCUUUCGGUAACGCGAAAACAGCUCACAACAAUAACUCCAGUCGUUUUGGGAAAUUUAUUCAAGUUAAUUACAAGGAAAAUGGCAUGGUUCAUGGUGCUGUUGUGCAGAAGUAUCUUUUGGAAAAGUCUAGAAUAUGUAGUCAAGGUCGAAACGAAAGGAACUAUCAUGUGUUUUACUAUCUUUUGGCGGGUGCUUCUGAGCAAGAAAAGGAACAGUUGCACCUGCUCAGUGUGGACAAAUAUAAUUACUUGUCGAAGACUGGUUGUAGUGUAGUGCCCGGCGUUGACGAACAGUAUGAGUUCUCGAGACUCAAACAAUCUAUGGACAUGGUUGGGUUUACCUUGGACAAGCAGCGACGGUUGUUUGCCGUUCUCUCGGCUGUACUCCUCCUGGGCAACGUCGAAUUCCAACCGCAAAGAAAGUCAUACCAUCACGACGAGGCAGUAGGUGUGCGGAAUCCAGAAGUCGUAUCUCUCAUAUCAUCACUGCUGCGAGUUAAACAAGAGACAUUGCUUGCAGCGCUAACGUCUAAAAGAGCUAGAGCUUCCGGGGAAACACUUGUUAUUAAUUAUAGGUUGCCAGAAGCAAUUGCCACAAGAGAUGCGAUGGCGAAAUGUCUGUACGGUGCUCUGUUUGACUGGAUAGUGAUGCAGGUCAAUCACGCGUUGCUCUCUAAAAAAGAUACACUCAGGGAACACCAAGGACAUAGUAUAGGCGUCCUCGACAUAUUCGGCUUCGAGGACUUCGGUCCGAGCAACAGCUUCGAGCAGCUGUGCAUCAACUACGCGAACGAGCACCUGCAGUACUACUUCAACCAGCACGUGUUCAAGUACGAGCAGGAGGAGUACCGGCGCGAGGGCAUCCGCUGGACCGACAUCGGCUUCUCCGACAACACGGGCUGCCUGCAGCUCAUCGAGGGCAAGCCCGGCGGCCUGCUGUGUCUGCUGGACGACCAGUGCAAUUUCCCAUGGGCGACGAAUGAAACUCUCCUGCAGAAAUUUAAUUCCGUGCACGAAGAUAAUCCCUUCUAUGAAAAACCGCAACGACGGGAACCGGCGUUCGUAGUGCGACACUAUGCCGGAAGGGUUAAAUAUCAGGUGACAGCAAUGCGUGAGAAGAAUUUAGAUCUAAUGCGACAAGACAUCGUAAGCGUGUUAAAGAAUUCUUCCUUGGCAUUCGUACGAGAGUUAGUAGGUGUCGAUCCAGUCGCAGUGUUCCGAUGGGCCAUUGUGCGAGCUUUUUUCAGGGGAUAUUUUGCCUUCUUAGAAGCUGGCAGGAGACAUCGGGUAAAUAGAGUCGAGGGAGCGUCAAGGGUACAAAGAGCGUCUAUACAUGCGCCGAAUGACAGUAUUAUCAGCCAACUGGUGACAGUAUCGUCAAUCAAUCUCGCAAUCAACCGCAUUGCUGGACGGACCGUUCGAUGGCGAGCCUCCGCCCGGCCCGCUAAGCGCAGCCUAGCUCGGUACUAACGGGCGCCGCGCAGCCGGGCUCGCGCCCGCGAGGCGCCGCGCGGCAAACCUUACAGGCUGGCGGAGACGCGCGCGCGCCGCCUCGAGCGCGACGAGCGCUUCGACGACGCGGACGUGCUGCAGCGCGCCAGCCUCAUCGUCAUGAAGAACAAGUCGUUCAGGCCCCGCGAGCGCGCCAAGAAGGGCCUCAAGAACCUGCAGAGCGUGAAGACGCUGGCGGGCCGCACGGCGCCGGCCGGCAAGCGCAAGCAGCCGCUCACCGUGGCCGCGCAGUUCCAGCACUCGCUCGCCGCGCUCAUGGAGACGCUCAACCAGGCCAACCCGUUCUUUAUUAGGUGUAUAAAAUCGAACAGUGAUAAAGUGCCAAAUGUGUUCGACGAGGAGACAGUACAACGACAACUGCGAUACACGGGCAUGUUAGAGACGGUCCGCAUCAGACAGGCGGGGUACAACGUGCGCCUCACGUACGAAGAGUUUAUACAGUUGUACAGAAUACUCUUACCGAAAGGAUUGCUAAGCUCGCAGACGGACGUACGACACUUCCUCGCUACGUUAAACUUAGACAGGGAUAACUACCAGUUAGGCGCAACAAAGAUCUUUAUGCGGGAAAGUGAACAGACAAAGUUAGAAUAUAGGCUACAUCAACAAAUCAUGGCGUCCAUCAUCACCAUCCAGCGCUGGUUCCGCGCCGUACUAGAGCGACGGCGUUUUCUGGCGCUACGACGCGCUUCUCUCGUGAUACAGGGAUACUGCAGGCAGUGGCUGGUGGCGCGGCAGGAGGCGGCGCUGCGCGUGCAGGCGUGGUUCCGCGGGCGGCGCGUGCGGCGCUGGUUCGUGCGCCUGCGCGGAGCCGUCGUGCUGUUCCAGGCGGCGGCGCGCGGCGCGCUGCUGCGGCGCGCGCUGCCGGCGCUGCGCGGCCGCUCGCCGCGCCGCCCCGCGCCCGCGCUCCAGCAUGAGAACAAAGCGGCGAUCGUUCCUGACUCCGAUGAGGUUAUCAGGAGUAAACAGCACAGUAUCGAGCAACUGAAGAACAUUAUCGAUAUACAACUAAACAUGCUUAUACAAGAAGAGGCUGAGAAGACGAGACAGCUUCGAGCGACUCAAUCACUGCCAUUAGGGAGCUUAGAGAAAAAACGAGAUAUCUUAUUAGAGAGCUCCAGUGCCCAAACAUACAAUAAAAGGAGAAUUUCUAAAACUCAAAAUAUAACAGAACUGCCACUUAAACACUCAAAUCCAAGCUUGGUUAGUCAAGAGACUAACGAAUCAUCACCAGACGACAGCUGGAAUGUAAACUCCAGCAAGUAUCCUCAAGGCAUAGUCGCGUGGCCGAACAAAAUUACUGCAGAAGACCUGGCUAAUGAAUUACUAUGGCUCAGGAUAGACCAAAACUAUCUCAUGGCUGAAAAGAACAAGAUUCGCGAACGCGAGUUAGCGGAGUCGAUCGCCAGCAGUAGUGAGGAGUACCUGCGGCAGGUGGGCGACUGGAGCCCGGCCGAGAGCUCCGACACCACGAAGAGUGGCUCCAGACGGACGUCCCCGCAAGUGUACCAGCGUAGCCUCUCCAGUACCACGCUGGAGCCCCCUGCGCGUGCGCUGCAUUCCUUGCCGCCAGUGCGUCGCGACCCGCGCGACGCGAGAGACGUCAGAGACCCUCGCGACCGCGACUUACGUGAUUGCGCCCCCGCACGUGUAGACACUGACGCUGAUACCGGAACCAAUACACAUAAUGAGUACUUUGUAAAUGGGCCCACCCGUGGCGGACAGUCCCGUGGUGCCCAGCAAGUAACAGUCCCCCCCGCCCCCCCGCCAGCCCGCGCGGACGGCCCGCCCGCGCCGCCGGUGCGCGCCGCGCGCCGCUCGCCCCGCCGCGCGCCCGCCGACGCGCCGCUGGCCGCGCUGCCGGCGCUGCCCGCCCUGCCCGUCCUGCCCGUCCUGCCCGCCGACCACCUCGACGUCAAACGGUGCGGCGAGGCGGCGGGCGGCGAGGCGCUGCGGCGCCGCAACUCCGACCCCGCGCCCGAGCCGCGCGCGCCGCCGCCCGACUACAUCGGCCACACCGGGAACGGACUGUUCGGGAUCGCUGGACACAGAUUUCGGAAAGGUACUAGAUUCGCGAAAGGCGAUAAAUGUGUAUACUGCCAUCAAGCUAUCGACGCGUUCGUCACUCAGGGACAACGAUGCAUCGACUGCAAACAGUUAUACCACACGAAGUGUAUACAGAAUAAGGGAGUGAUCACGAUGCCCUGUCCCAGCCCCGUAACAGUUGCGUCCCGUAAAAACAGAAAACGAGUAAUGCUGAAUAAAGAUUCACCAUACAGUUUAACGACGGACCAGUCCAAAGGUUCCGUCAGUUCUAAUUUCAGUUUGACCGGUACCUCGGAAUUCAUGGACAGGACAGACAAGAUAAUAUCGGAUGCGACAGAGCUACAGGCUAUGCAAAAUUUCAUCACAAAGAAAAUAUACCUAAUGGAUGCGUCUGAAAAUGAAAAACAGUCAGAAGUGGAUAGAGUAUUUAAACACGCACUGAGGGAGUUCAAAGAUAAUCUGGUAGCCACUUACAGCAUAGUAGAAACUCGAGGGUCAGCUCUCAAAUACAAAGAUUUGAUUGGUAACUUUUUACACGUGAUGGAAACGGUUUGUGCCAGAGAAGGGUCCACGCUUUCCAUAACGAUGGGCGUCAAUGCGUUCAGAGGUUUCAUGGACGAGUUUAUGAGCCAACACGAAACAGAUAAGGCUAGGACCAAAAGAAAAAAAGACAAGAAGAGAAAAGUGGACGACCCGAUUCAGUACAAAGGGCACACGUUCAUCCUCUCCAUGAUCAACAUCCCCACGGAGUGCGAGAUAUGCAAGACAUUCUUCAUGUGGCCCAUCGAACGCUCUCUCAUCUGCCAAACCUGCAAACUCGUUUCACAUAAGAAAUGCUACAUGAAGGUGUCGACGCAGUGUCGCAAGGACUCCGUGACGCCGUCGGCGUCCAUCGUCGGCGCCGUGGACGCGGGCGGCCGCGAGCAGUUCGGAGUGCUCAAGCGGGGGAAGGUAUUUGGUAUUCCUCUAAGCGAGCUACCCACUGGAGAGGGCAACAUUCCAAUCGUAGUUGAUAGACUCAUUACCACUAUUGAAAUGACUGGACUGUACACCGAAGGUCUUUAUAGGAAGAGUGGACUCAGUUCUAAGGUGCGCGAGCUGCGGCGGCUGCUGGACGAGCGGCCGGAGGAGGGCGUGGAGCGGCUGGACGCGUACGCCGUGCACGUGCGCGCCUCCGUGCUCAAGAGCUUCUUCCGCGAGCUGCCCGAGCCGCUGCUCACCUUCGACCUCUACGACGACUUCAUACUGGCCGCCGAGAUCUCCGACCCGCAGGAGCGGGUGUCCAGUAUUUUCACAAUAUUGAAGAAACUCCCUAAACCAAAUUAUGAUUUAGUUGAAAGACUGAUAUUUCACUUAGCAAGGGUGGCUUUAGGGGAAAAUCACAAUAGGAUGGGCCCGAACGCGCUGGCCAUCGUGUUCGCGCCGUGCAUCCUGCGCACGCACAAGGUGCAGCCGGCGCAGGACUCGCUGCACGACAUCGCGCGCCAGACCGCCUGCCUCGAGGCCAUCCUCGUCGACAAGAUGAGCACGACGCGCGGAACCCUGGAAGAUAUCGCAACACUGGAUAAAGCCUCAGAAACAGCGUCCAACCGCCUCACAAUCAUCCGAGCACGCAGCCUGGCACCGCGCCAGGAGGAGCAGAUCCUGGAGGGGCACAUCCACGAGAUCGAGAAGGAAAAGCGCAACCUCACCAUCAACCUGCCCACCCUCAUCAGGGCGACGUCAGACGACGAUCUACUGUCAACAACAGACCACGACGGCGAGUUCGGAAGCACUGAUGACGUCAGCACGGGCGCGUCCUCACUGCGAUCCCAGCGUCUACUUCACCGACAGCUAUCCUCCGACGACCCCAUCAUGGUGUGAAUUAGGGAUGUCAAGAUCAAGAUUCAGCCUGCAAUAUCCCACUGCUUGGGAUCGGAGCUUGAUUUACGCUGCUCAACUGCGGGUUGAUUGGAUUAGGAAUGUAUCGGUGGUCAUUUAUCGGAACCGAAGACGGAGUUUUUAAAUUUGCUGCAUUGGAGUUAGAACCGGAGUCGGAAGCAGUUAAGGAGUAGUUAACGGAGUUGUAGAUUAGGCCAGUGAACUAAAAACUUAUUCACAUGCUACCAGGCUGUUGAUUUAAGGGGGUAGAAUUUUCUAUAUUCAUUUCCACUUUUCCCUACAAUAAGGGAUUAUUUCCGAUAGAAAUAUGUUUUUCUCUAUUGUACUCCAUUCAGUAAACUUUUUAUUUUGAUAAAUUUCUCAAGAACUACAUGUUUCCCGAAUCCAACCUUUGAUUAAAAC
This is a messenger RNA of Melitaea cinxia (Glanville fritillary), 6696 nucleotides long. Its product is annotated as unconventional myosin-IXAa-like. Gene Ontology annotation, cellular component: myosin complex. The record is from RefSeq and is a predicted model, not a curated record. The transcript is spliced from 34 exons. NCBI's taxonomy places the organism in Eukaryota, Metazoa, Arthropoda, Insecta, Lepidoptera, Nymphalidae. Gene Ontology annotation, molecular function: GTPase activator activity; protein binding; microfilament motor activity. Gene Ontology annotation, biological process: intracellular signal transduction.